GAUGUUCCUGGGGAGCAUCGCCCGCGCUGCCCCGUACCUGCUGCGUGCCGGGGUGCGGCAGCGCCCGCGGGGCUCAGCCUCUCGGAGCCCAUCUGGAUGGGGCCCCUCCAGAGCCGUGAUCUGCGACGCCGGCGGAGUGCUCCUCCCAUCCCCUUACAAGACAGCCACGGACUGGGAGGCCCGGAAUUGUAUUCCAGCCGGCACCAUCCAGCAGGCUGCACUCUCUGGAGGGGAAAACAGUCUCUCUCUGAAGUACACAAGAGGAGAGCUGACAACUGUGGAGUUUUUGCAGGAAUUGGGACGGCAGUGCUUUGAGAUUGCAAAUGUCUGUGUUCCAGUGGACUCUUUGCUCUCGGACUUAAUCAGAAAGGAGAUGAUAAAACAGCUCCCCAUAAUGGCAGAAGCAGUACAGUGUAUCCGUGCAGAAGGUCUUAAGACAGCUCUUCUAAUGGACAACUUCUGCCUGCUGAAUGGGAAGAGCUUUCUGCCCCUAGACCAAAAGCACUUUGAUGUGAUGGUUGAAUCCUGUCGGGAAGGGAUGGGCAAGGCAGACCCUCGGAUCUACAAGCUGUGCUUGGAGCGCUUGGGCGUUCAGCCCCAGGAAUCCAUCUUCCUCGACAACAGCAGCCAGAACCUAAAAGCAGCAGCCCAGCUUGGCAUUAAAACACUGAAGGUCGAUGAUCCAGAAGCAGCAUUCAAAGAGCUGGAAGCAUGUCUGGGUUUCCCUUUACAAGGGUUUGUUCCAUAUACUCGUGCAGUCAGACCAAGCAUGGAAAUCCCAAAAGACAACCUGCAAAAGUACCUCGAGAAUGUUCUUGGUGACCACACCACAGGCCCAUUAGUGUUACGGCAGUUUGGCCACGGACACUCCACGCGGACCUAUUCUGUCAGGUUUGGAGAUCACUUGCUAGUGCUAAAGAAGGAGCCCCCUGACAGCCCACAUCCCUCUGGCCCUGCUGUCAGGAGGGAAUACAGGUUACUGAAGGCCCUUGCUGAAGCUGGUGUUCCUGUUCCCACUGUACUUGCUCUCUGUGAGGACAGAAGCACCCUUGGGACACCUUUCUACCUAAUGGAGCACUGUGCUGGCCGUGUCUACAGCGACGUCUCCCUCCCCGCGCUGCAGCCCUGCCAGAGGAGAGCUCUUUAUGCUGCCAUGAGCCAAGUCCUCUCCAAGAUCCACAGCGUAGACUUCAGAGCAGCCAAGCUGGAGGAGCUCGGGGAGCACGGUAAUUACAUUCAGCAGCAAGUUGAGACCUGGACAAAGCAGUACCGAGCUACAGAAACUCGUGUUAUCCCAGCCAUGGAAAGACUCAUCGAGUGGCUGCCUCUGCAUCUCCCUGACUCUCAGAAGACAACAGUUGUGCACGGUGAUUUCAGGAUGGACAACCUGGUCUUUCAUCCAGACAGGCCAGAAGUUCUUGCUGUCCUUGGCUGGAAGCUUGCAGCUCUAGGAGAUCCCAUCUCUGAUUUGGCGAAUAACUGUCUGGCCUACUUCCUGCCACCUCACUUUAGUGCACUGAGAGGCUUGAGGAAGUGUGAUUUGGGGCCCUUGGGAGUCCCCACAGCAGAGGAGUAUUCCCAGAUGUACUGUGGCCACACGGGAGUGGAGCGGCCGGAGAACUGGAAUUUCUACAUGGCCUUUGCCUUUUUCCAGCUGGCUGCAGCGCUGCAGGGACCCUCCAAGCACCCUGUGCCAGCCCCAGGUGAAAGCAGCCCAGAGGAUGUAGAGUUUGUGGCCGACCUGGCCUGGGAUUUUGCCACCAAGGAAGGAUUCCGUGUGUUUGACACCCUCCCCACCACACAGCU
Nestor notabilis (Kea) is the source of this 1806-nucleotide messenger RNA. RefSeq names its product acyl-CoA dehydrogenase family, member 10 (gene ACAD10). The transcript has 12 exons. The annotation marks the transcript as partial. The record is from RefSeq and is a predicted model, not a curated record. NCBI's taxonomy places the organism in Eukaryota, Metazoa, Chordata, Aves, Psittaciformes, Psittacidae.